Panicum virgatum (switchgrass) is the source of this 4904-nucleotide messenger RNA. RefSeq names its product myosin-11-like. The transcript has 8 exons. The coding region runs from base 298 to 3915 and encodes 1205 amino acids. The record is from RefSeq and is a predicted model, not a curated record. NCBI's taxonomy places the organism in Eukaryota, Viridiplantae, Streptophyta, Magnoliopsida, Poales, Poaceae.
GGCCAAAUUUCGCAAACGAGGAUGAGAUUUUCCCGAGAAGGGAAAGAGGGGAGGGCACCCCGGCCCCGCGGUAAGCUCCCGGCCCGUUUGCUAAAAAAAGUGCGACCUCUCCACCGCGUCCGACGAUCCUCCGCCUCGAUUCCCCCACCCCGAUCCCUCUCGUCCCUGCAUUUCGCAAUGAUCCAUGCCGCUGCAGUGCCGCGGCGCGGAGGAGGGUCCAGUGACCAGGGCCCGGAUUGAGGGCGGCCAUCAGGGCGCGAGCACGCGCGUUCGACCGGCGGGGGAGGCGAGGGCGGGAUGUCGAGGGCGAACCGGCUCGGCGAGCGGGUGGAGUUCAGGUUCUCCAACCUUCGCGCCGUCCAGGUGCCAGUAGUAUCUGACAGGCUGUUAAUUUCUAUAAUCUCGGUGGACACAGGCAAAACAAUUGCCAGGUCCAGUAAAGCUGCUGCUCGAAAUGGAAUAUGUCAAUGGCCCGACUCCAUACUGGAAUCAAUAUGGUUUUCUCAAGAUGAUGCAUCAAAAGAAUUUGAGGAUUGCCAGUGCAGGAUUACUGUUUCCAUGGGAUCAACGAAAUCUGGUAUUCUUGGGGAAGUUUUCCUGAACUUGACUAACUAUCUUAGUUCAGUAGACCCAACUUCAAUUUCAUUGCCGUUGAAGAAAUGCAAUUCUGGAACAGUUUUACAGCUUAAGAUUCAGUGUCUUGGCACAAAGUCUAAGUCAAGUCCAACCAAUGAUGUUAGGGACAGCAAAACAGAUGAUUCCGAUAUCAUGGUCCCCAGGAAUGCUCGUUUUUCAUCAAGAAAUCCUUUAGAUGGUGUUCAUCAAGAUGAAGUUGGAAUUAGGGAUGCAAGCUUCUCAUCAUCUCCCAGGGAUGAUUCCGACGGGGGAUUAUACAUAGGGAGGCAAGAUACUGCUAGUUCUUUUAUCUACAAUAUUCAUGCGGAUCGUGGUGAACUGAUUUGUAAAUCUAAUGAUUUAUCUUUCAGUUCUCAAACUCCAGGUCAAAACAUGCUGCAAGAGAGCAUAGCUGAGUCAUCCUUAAGUGGUGUUGCUCAUUUAUCAUUAGGGGCAUCUGGUUCAUCCAAAGCUCUCCUUGACACUGCUGAAGAAACAAUCGAGGAACUCCUUGCUGAGGCACAAAUGUGGGAGACCCAUUCUCGCCAAUUGAAAAAUGACCUGGAGACAUUGCAGAAGGAAUGUGAUGAAAAAUCUGUGACACAGUCUGAGCUACUCCUGGAACUUUCUGCUUCACAAGCAGAACGGGAGUCAUUAAGAAAGGAAAUUGUAGAAUUAAAAUCGUCUCUUGAAGUGGCUACAACACGACAAACUGUUGCCGGAACUACCAAGUCUGGUGAUGUGAUAGACUGCGAGCACGAACUAAAAGAUGAAGUGCAGUUUUUGCGGGAAUCAAAUGAAAACUUGACAAUACAACUGAAGAAGGCUCAAGAUGCAAAUAUAGAGCUUGUUUCUAUUCUUCAAGAACUGGAAGAAACAGUAGAAGCACAGAGAACAGAAAUCUCCACUAUUUCUCAAAUGAGCAAUACAGUUGAUCAUGACAUUCCUGUAAAUGCAUUAUCAGUUCAAGAAGAUGCAGAGUGGGCAAGGAAGUUGUCACUUAAAGAAAAUGAGAUUGUAGAAUUGAAGGAGAAAUUGGAUCGUGUACUCAAUCUAGAAAAUGCAAGUGGUUCUGGUUCUGAUGCUAUAUAUCUUGAACUGGAAAAGGAGAAUGAAUUCCUGAAGACAAAAAUGGAAGAACUUGAGAAUGAUUGUUCCGAAUUAACAGAGGAAAAUCUGGAACUUAUACACAAGUUGAAAGAAGUAACUGGGGUGGAAGGACAGGGUUCCUGCAUUUCUGAUAUUCAGGAAAUGUUAAAUGCGGGGGAUCUUUCUGGGACAUCAAAAUCUAGAGUAAAAUACCUAGAAAGAAAAUGUGCUGACCUUGAUCUGAGGAUAUUGAAAUUUGAAUCGGAGUCCCGAGAACUAGAAGAGAAGUUCCAAAAAAGCCAAGAGGAACUAAAAGAGAGAACUCUUGAAUUAUCUGAACUAAGAGAUAACAUUAGCAAUUCACGUGUUAUGGAACUGGAGGGAAGGGAAAUUGAUGUUGCAAGCAGUCACCGAUCAGGAAGUGAAGAACUUGGAGGUACUGAAUCUGAGUUGAAUUUGCUAAAGGAUACAAUUCAGCUCAAAGAAAAGGAGAUUGAAGGCUUGCAGCAUUCUAAACUAGAAAUGGAAACCUUCACACAUAAUGUUCUUGAACGGAAGAUACAUGAGCUUGAAAGCUGCAAAAUGGAACUAGAAUUGCAUGUAUCGAGGCUGGAAGAUGAAAAAAUUGAAUUGUUGGAGUCCAUUUCUGGAGUGGAGGCUGAGUUGACUAAUCUGACAAGUGAGUACGAGUCAUGUAUAGUGCAAAUGGAUGGUUCCAGAACAUUACUCAAGGAUAAAGUAGAAUGGCAGCAAGCAGAGUUGGAAGCUCAAAAGGUGGAACUAAAGCAAAAACAGCUAGAGUUUCAGAAAAGAUAUUCAGAAGUCCAUGAGGAUUCAGAGGCUCUAAGAAGAUCAAAUGCUAAACUACAGGCUAAAGUUGAUAAUCUUGUUGAGGAGUGCAGUUCUCUUCAAGCAUUGACGGAUGAUCUAAAGAAGCAAAAGUUAGAACUGCAUAGCUCUGCUACACAACUAGAGCAGGAACUGGAGCACUCUAAAAGAAAGACCACAGAAUUUUGCAAAACUGUGGAGUUCCUAGAGGCAAAACUUUCUUCAAUUCAGAAAGAUAUAUCUUCAAAAGAGCAAUCUUUUCUCUUGGAACUGGAGAAUGUAUUUCAGGAGCACAAGGAGCAUGAAGAAAAGAUAAAUCGUGCUCAUUUCCUUUUAAAUAAGAUCGAGAAAGAAAAAAUAAUUGAGGUAGAGAAUCUCGAGAGGGAAGUCUUGAGCCUUACUGCACAGUUGUCUUCAACACAUGAGGAGCGAGAAAAUUCCACUUUGGAUACUAUUCGUGAGGCCUCCAUCCUUCGAGCAGACAAGGCAAAACUUGAGGCUAAUCUUAAUGAUGUCAGUGAACAGUUGAGGCAUUACGAGUGUCAGUUGGAAGAUAUACGUAAGGAGUCUAAAAGCAAGAUUAAAUCCCUUGUUGAUUCACUCAAUGCAUCGAAACAGAAUGAAGAAAUACUGAAAAGAGAUGCUGAGGAUAUGAGAAGGUUGAUGGCAGCUGCUAAAUCUAAUGAAGAAAAAUUAAGAACAACUUCAAAUGAACUAGAACUGAAGUUUAAAACUAGCAAUUUUGAGAAACAGCAAAUAAUGGAAGAAAAUUCUGGACUAAAAAAUCAAGUCCAGAAAAUAGCAGGCCUGCAAGAUGAACUUUUGAAACUGCAAAGUACCCUUGAUGAGGCUGAGUUUGAAAAGCGAAAACUUGAAGAGCUAAUUCGGUUGUUGUCUGAAGAAUGUGAUGAACUAAAGGUACAAAAGGCCGUGUUAACAGACAAAGUCUCACACAUACAGGAUGUUUCCAACAAUAUCAAUGAAGAAAAACAAAGUAAAACAUCCAUGCAAGCAAAGCAUGAGAGAAGCACAAAACAGGGGAACAAUGAUCUAGCUACUGACAACGGAGGUUGUUCUCCAGUUAAUGAGGAACCAGACCUGCAAACAAAGGUCAAAUCACUGGAAAGUAGACUUGCCGAGGCUUUGGCGGAAAAUAGCAUGUAUAGGACACAGCUGAAGAGUCCCAUGCCAGAGGGGCAAUCUGGGAGCAGGGAUGGUGAAGAGAAUAAUGACGACAAAAUAGCGCAACUGGAGUCAGAACUAAAAGACAUGCAGGAUCGGUUACUCAACAUGAGCAUGCAGUAUGCGGAAGUAGAGGCUCAGCGGGAGGAAUUAGUGAUGGAGCUUAAAAACGCAAAUGCAAAGAAAGGACGGUGGUUCUAGCAAUUAGUGACAGAGCUCAAAACCUACUGGGUGCCAUAGUUGUUAGGCCUACAGGCCACAGCACAGUGACGGUACCUGCUCAUGUAUUCUCAUGCUUUGAAUACCGAUUGCAUUUGAUUACCUGAGGAAAAUGAGCGUAUGACACCAUCUUGUUUCUUGGUUGAACUGAAGGAAGCCUUUUGUUUUGGGGACCAAGGAUAGGAGCUCUGUCAUUCAUAUCAAGAAGAAAACACACUGCCCGCAAAAGGAAGGAAAAAACAUAUCCUGGUAAGACAUACUGAUGGAAGGGUCACCUCAGCACUCACCUAGGAAGCAUUUUUUCUAUUGAUUGGUUUCAACUCAAGUUCAUGAGAUAAUGAGAUUUUGUUUCCAAAACACAGAACCCCCGUAUCGGAGACCCCAAGCUAAUUCUGCUGAUUUACUUGAUGAACAUCAGCUAUCAGCACAAUGCAAUUUUUUUGGCAAAAAAGACAAACCUCUUUAUGUUCAAGGAACAUUUCAAAUUCUUCUGUUUCAACUGUACAGUAUCAAUCCUUCUUAUGUAACGAGUUGCUUGCCGAAUUGUCAGGAAGCAUGUUGUCAAUAAUGGCAGAGGUGUCCAGAUCCUCGGGGCUGCCAUCGGGAGAACUGAGCAAGUGCACCAAGGCCACGGGCUCUCCAGUCCGAGACACAAAUCGAACAACAACAAUUCGCAGAACAUGGGGUGCCCUGAUACACAUCGACAACGAACAAGUUUUGAACUUUCAGUACUAUGAGUUAGAGUGACAACUAAAGUUCAUAUAACCACAGAGAUCACCCUGCCUUUUACAUACAAGAAAACAUAGCUGUUGAUAGAUGUAGCUCCUCCUGUCCUGUGAACUGUGCCCCUGGAGAAGGGAUUAGUUAGAUAAUAUACUAGUUCAUCUCACUCUUCAAAGAAUUUGUACGAGGCUGUUCGUUGACGUAUACACAUGAUUGGUCUUUGUUUAUGUAAUCCCUUCACCUGCCUA